Ctenopharyngodon idella (grass carp) is the source of this 2111-nucleotide messenger RNA. It is a transcript of the gene ppp1r3c2b, whose product is annotated as protein phosphatase 1 regulatory subunit 3C2, duplicate b. The transcript is spliced from 3 exons. Gene Ontology annotation, molecular function: glycogen binding; protein phosphatase 1 binding. The coding region runs from base 515 to 1291 and encodes 258 amino acids. Gene Ontology annotation, cellular component: protein phosphatase type 1 complex. Lineage: Eukaryota; Metazoa; Chordata; Actinopteri; Cypriniformes; Xenocyprididae. The record is from RefSeq and is a predicted model, not a curated record. Gene Ontology annotation, biological process: regulation of glycogen biosynthetic process.
UUGUAUUGUGAUAUUUUAAAAGAUUAAAAAAUUAAGGGGAAAAAAAGUCACAUGACUGACUUAUUUUCCUCAUACAUACAUAUAAAUAUUAACCUGAAAUCUUCUUUUUUUUCCCCCUCAUAAAUUCAUGUCCCUGAUACCAGUCAAAUAUCCAAAUAAGUUUGCCCUGGGAUUUAGUCUGCUAUACUCUUGAGCCCACAGAUCAGGUCAUAAAUAGCUGGUUAAGUCCUGUCUAGUGUUUGUAAAUCUCUUUGGCUUGAGUUUGGAGGAGGGAUCAAGCGUCUAUAAAAGACGAAGUGACGCAAGUUUUCACACAGCACUUCCUGAAGCUCAGCCGAGCAGGUAGUAAGAGACAUCGCACACAUAUGUCCUUUAAUACCGAAAAAAAAAGAUAAUAUUUUAAGGAUUUCAGAGGAUAAUGCAAUGAUCAAAAUGAAAGCACACAUCAGCUCAGUGUGACCACUUUGGGGGAAAAGUAAUUUUGAAGGAGGAUUUCACUAUUAGAUUGCUGAAGAUGACUUGUGCAAACAUGAUGCCGCGGUUUGGUCCUUCUGUCUCCGUGAGGUCGGUGGACGUGGCCGUGGGCUUCAGGUGCAGAGGCUCUCCACACAUCAACCACCUGCUCGGCGUGUCUUCUCCCAAACCCCUGCGGCCCUGCAUCUCCCAUCAGCCGGUGUUUGAGUACAGACACUCCCCUUCAAAGGGCCUCAUCAAAAGCGGCCGCAGGGAGAAACGCGUCGCGUUCGCGGACGCCAAAGGGCUUUCACUCAUCACAGUGCGCCUGUUCUCCGAGAAGGAGGACAAAAUCCCGCGCGAUCCGCUGAAAAUACCCCGACUGAAGAAGCUGAGCUGCGCCACAGAGCCUGCUAAUAAGACUUUGAGGUUGAGUGUGGGGUUCGAGCAGCCCUGCAGAGAUUUCCAGGGGUUCAGAAGUCGGCUUCAGGAUCACAUGGUGCUGUUGGAGAGCUGCGACGUCAGCAAACGCUGCAUUCUGGGCACCGUGCGCGUUAAGAACGUCUGCUUCGAGAAAGCGGUACACAUCCGGAUUACUUUCGAUACCUGGCGCAGUUACCGGGACGUACCGUGUACGUACCUGGAUCAGUGUUACGGGGAACCUGGAACUGACGUGUUUGAGUUUAAAAUCAGUGUUCCUGAACGAAUAGACCCGCGCGAGCGCAUCGAGUUCUGCGUGUCCUACUUACCGGGUGCUCUCGGUGCCACUGAAUGGGACAAUAAUGAUGGCAAUAACUACUGUAUUAAUGUGUGUGGCGCUGAAUCUGCUGCUGUCUAGUGACAGUUUCACUGUGUCCGCAUUAAGACGGAACCAACUUUGCACUUUGUCACCUGCGCUGACCUAUGGCAAGCCGUUUUAGCUUAUAUUGUUUUCAGCGUUACUCAAUUGCAUUUUUGCUAGUAAGAAUUCAAUUGUAGAGCUCUGUAAUUAAAAUGAAUGGAAGUCAAUGGAGACAUAUGACUAGUAAAAAUUAAUUUGUAGAGCUCUCUAAUUGGAAUUGUUACUUGUAAGAAUGCAAUUACGACGAGUAACGCUGGGAACAAUUUAAGGUAAAAUGGCUUGCCAUACUGACACAGAACUAGCACAGAACUGACUGAAAGUACGGAGCCCCGCACAUGACAUGCAAGAAAAAAAAUUUAAUCGUGCGCACGAUUUACUAAUUCGUUCCCUCGAUUUAUAAAUCAUGCGCAAGGAACGAAAUAGUAAAUCGUGCGCACGAUUUAGUAAAUCGAGGGAACGAAAUAUAAAUCGUGCGCACGAUUUAGCCUACAAUUUUUUUCCCUGCAUGUCAUGUCCGGGGCUCCGUAGAAACGCUGUGCCAUGAUCACUGUUCACAGUGUUUCCAGAAAUUAUUUUUUAAAAAAUUGAUGCUUGUAAUAUUGGGUAUAUUAACAAAUGUGUAUAAAUAUCUUAUGGGAAUGUUUAUUAAAGCUUUACAUACUGUGGAUAAUGUAUUUUUAUGGGAAAUGUUUAUAUCAAACAAAUUUAAAAUGAAUAUAUUUUGUAAGAUUAAGCACUAAAACCCUUUCAUACUGUGGAUAAUUUAAAGUUUUUAUAGUAUUUUAUUGUAUAAAAUAAAGUGUCUAAGUAAUAUUCA